Pochonia chlamydosporia 170 is the source of this 237-nucleotide messenger RNA. RefSeq lists its product as hypothetical. The transcript has a single exon. The record is from RefSeq and is a predicted model, not a curated record. Lineage: Eukaryota; Fungi; Ascomycota; Sordariomycetes; Hypocreales; Clavicipitaceae. The coding region runs from base 1 to 237 and encodes 78 amino acids.
AUGUACUGGCGAUCUCAAUGCAACUUUCUCAGCAAGAAAGCCAAUCUAGCCACCGAUCAUGGUCACCCGUAUUGCCCAGCAGGCAUGACAAGCUGUAGCAUGUCUGGCAUGUCACAAGGCAGUCCUGCACCGAACGACAUGCAACAGCUCCUGUUGUUGAUCCUUGCCGCAAGAGAAAACAAAGGUAAAGGUGCUGAGUGCUCACUAUCCGUGUCGCUUGGCCACGAUGGACCAUGA